AUGAGGAACACAACACAGUCCUCUACAGAGAGAGAAACUAGUUUUAGUUUACUGAAUGUGGAAAUGAAAAUAUAGAAAAGGGUAAAACUCAGAGAAGAAGAUAGUUGAUGUCUAAAAAUAUGUGAACGUCGUACGAGGUAAAGUCAGAACAGAUAUCACAGAUUCAACGCCACGAGAAUCCAGUCAUAUAUAUAUGACUGUAAACAUUUGAACUGCACCAUAAAUGUCUGGACGUGUGAAUGAUAGCAUGGAUAAAGGUUCAAUAAUGGACUCAGAAGACCGAAUAGAAAGGAUUGUUGAUAUCUACGUCAGUGCAGAGACUGUAAGAGACAUGAAACAUAAGAAAGAGACAGAAGACUUCAACACUGAAGAACCCCAAACACCUCGACACACAGAAGACUUCAACACAGAAGAACCCCGAACACCUCGACACACAGGAAGUGAUGGUGUGAUGAUCAGAAGCUCCAGAGCAGCUGCAGUAGUGUUUGUGCUGCUGUGUGUUCUUCUGCUGACUGCACGCAUUAUACUGUGUGCCACCUUCACUCAAGAGAGACAACAGCUGCUGACUAAAAUCACCAACCUCACUCAAGAGAGAGACCAGCUGAAGACUAAGAUCACAAACCUCACUCAAGAGAGACAACAAUUACUAACCAACAAUAUGAGCCUCACUCAAGAGAGAGACCAGCUGAAGACUAAGAUCACAAACCUCACUCAAGAGAGACAACAAUUGCUAACCAACAAUAUGAACCUCACUCAAGAGAGACAACAGUUGAAGACUAAGAUCAUCAACCUCACAGAAGAGAGAGACAAGUUAAAAUCAGAAAGAAAUGAUCUUAAGUUUGCAGAUGGACUGAAGUGUCAUCAAUCCAGUCUUUACUUCUUUUCCUCUGAGACGAAGAACUGGGAUGAGAGCAGAAGAUACUGUAGAGAGAGAGGAACAGAUCUGAUCAUCAUCAACAACAGAGAGGAACACGAUUUUGUGAAGAAUAUUUGUGGUUCUGAUCAUUUCUGGAUUGGUUUGACUGAUGUUGAAGUGGAGGGCAGAUGGAAAUGGGUUGAUGGCAGCACACUGACCUCUGGGUCCUGGGCGCCCAAAGAGCCAAACAACUAUCAAGGAAACGAAGACUGUGCUAACACUUAUUCAUCAGGAUGGCUUGAUACUAAAUGUGAUAGUAGUGUUAAAUGGAUCUGUGAGAAGAGUAUCCUUAAAUAAAUGAUACAUUAUAAUAAAAAUAUACAUAUAUACAUCAUGAACGGAUAAAUGUCAGUAAUUUUACCUGUUUUUUUAUGGCACAUUAAUUAGGU
Messenger RNA from Carassius gibelio (silver crucian carp), 1305 nucleotides. RefSeq names its product C-type lectin domain family 10 member A-like. The coding region runs from base 224 to 1213 and encodes 329 amino acids. NCBI's taxonomy places the organism in Eukaryota, Metazoa, Chordata, Actinopteri, Cypriniformes, Cyprinidae. The record is from RefSeq and is a predicted model, not a curated record. The transcript is spliced from 5 exons.